Messenger RNA from Striga asiatica, 804 nucleotides. The record is from the annotation of a GenBank genome assembly. Lineage: Eukaryota; Viridiplantae; Streptophyta; Magnoliopsida; Lamiales; Orobanchaceae.
AUGCGCGCUUGCUUGCUCGGAGACGUGUUGUGGGGUUGCUGGGACCUCGGACCGCACGCUGGCUUAAGGAUUCCGUGCACGCUUGGGGGUGACUGGUGCUGCUCGCACACGGAAUGCCAGUUGUCUAGGCAACACACGAGCGCUCGACUACGUUGUGACAUGACACGCUACGCGCGACAUGCAGCAACAUCCGCGCGGCCCACUGGCAACCCGGAGGCUGCCGACAGACAUGAUGCGGCUGCACUCUCACUUGUGUGUGGCACCAUCGACGAAGCAUCUCCCGGUCGCUACUUGGCUGCACGCUGGACUCUAGCGCCUCUCGUCACGGGCGCACGGACCCGACCAUCCCUCGCGUAUGGCUGCUUCCUGUUAGGGCUCGACUUGAGGUUCAAAGGUACACCAAAGGGGUUUCAACUCGGGAAAGCUCCGUCGCGCCAUCACCCUCCCUACCGCCGCCUGCAACUGCACCUUCGCGAGCCGCCGUCGCCGCUGCACUCCUCCGCGAGCCCUCCUCCUCCGGCUAUACACCCAGCAGCAGCGCACCUGAGAUUCCCCGAGUCCAGCAGUGACGUCUUCUUCCUGUUCGUGCGCACCACCAGCCCCAUCGUGCGAUUAACUCCAGCCCUUCGAUCGCCCGUCAUCCCCUCAGUUCAUCGUCGGGACCAUUUAUGCGGGAUUCCUCUGUCCGGGCAAGGAUUCUUCCAGCGAGCAGCCCUCCGUUCACGUGUCGCAGGGAAGGCUCGAGCACCUCUUUUCCCGAUCAGUAGUGGCGUCAUUUGCACAGACGACUCCCGACCAGCCUGA